Molecule: messenger RNA, 1506 nt
Organism: Helianthus annuus (common sunflower)
Lineage: Eukaryota; Viridiplantae; Streptophyta; Magnoliopsida; Asterales; Asteraceae
Exons: 3
Coding region: 232-1413 (393 amino acids)
Source: RefSeq, a predicted model, not a curated record
GAGACAAACGUGGCGGGAAGAUAGCACAACCAGAAACACAAAAACAACCGAACGUCACCACGUAGCCAAAUGUUGUCGGUACACCGCUUUAACCGCAACAUCUUCCAUUAACCCUACUUCCACCCAAAUCUCUUACAUUAUACUUUCAAUAUCGCCAAACUUUUGUUUCCUCCAAUCUUCAAUCUUCAGUUCUUCAAAUCAUUAUUUUGUACACACCAAAACCGUGUAAAAAUGGGUAAAUCAGUGGUUAUUAUGUUGUUAAUGCUAACCGCAAUCGCGACGGUUUGCCGGAGUGCCAACGAAGCUGAAAAAGGCGUCGAGAAUGUAAAAGAAAAGGUGGGUGAUGUUGCAGAGAAUGUGAAGGUGACAACAGAAGGUGCUUUGAAUGAGGCCAAGGAUAAGAGUGGUACAUGGGCAGAUUGGGCUGUUACUAAAGUCACCUCGGGUCUGGGUAAAGGAAGUGCUCAUAGUGCUGUGGAUAAAGCUGGUGAUGCUGCAUCAAAGAGCACAUCUGCAUUGAAUUCUGCUGCUUCUGAAUCUUCUAAGUAUGUUUCUGAGAAGACAGGCGAGGUGGGAAGCAUGGCAUCAGAGAAGGCAGGUCAAGCCAUUGGCAUGGCUGGUGAUGCGAAAGAAGAUGGCAACGCGAAAGCAAAUGUCGCGUAUGCAUACAUCACUGAACUAGCACAUGAAGCCAUGAAAAAAGCUCAAGCUUUCGCUGGGGUGGUUGAAGAAACAGCUGAAGAGAAAGGGAAUUACGCAUAUGAUUCUGUGACCGACGGGGCUGAUAAAGCAAAGCGCUUAGGGUCAGAUGCGGCCCAAAAUGCCAAAGAAACAGCAAGUGAUAAGGCAUCUGACGUAUACGAUAAAGCGGAUCAAAAAAUACGAAUGGCUACGGAUAAAGGUUCUGAACUCAAAGCGACGAUGGACGGAGCGAUGGCGGAUGGUAAAAAUAAAGCACAAGAGAAGGCUGGCGAAGCUAAAGAUUCUUUUAACAAUGCAAUGUCUCAAGGAAAAGACCAAGCUUCUGAUACAUUAGGUGCAACUAAAGCUAAGGCUGAAGACUCUUAUGAGGCUGCUAAAGGAAAAGCAUCAGAUGCUGCAGGGAAUGCGUAUGAUGCGGCUAAGGCGAAGGUUGAUGACUCUUCGAUUUCGAUGGACUCGAUGAAGGAGCAGGCUAAGGAAACUUAUGGGGCUGCUGCAGAUGCGACCAAAGCCAAGGUCGACGACUCUUCGGCUGUGAUGAAGGAGCAGGCCAAGGAAACUUAUGAGGCGGCUAAAGGCAAAGCAUCAGAUGCUGCAGGGAAUGCAUAUGAUGCGGCGGGCUCGAUGAAGGAGCAAGCCAAGGAAACCUAUGAGGCUGCUAAGGAAAAAACAUCAGAUGCUGCAGGGGAUGUAGGAGCAGCAAUGAGUUGAUAGAAUAUAUGGAAAUCCAACAUGUAUGUGUUAGAUUAUUGUAGGUUCUUUGUUCUACAAAGGCAAGCAAUACAUGAUUCCUUUCUUGUUGGA